Messenger RNA from Rotaria socialis, 846 nucleotides. NCBI's taxonomy places the organism in Eukaryota, Metazoa, Rotifera, Eurotatoria, Philodinida, Philodinidae. The record is from the annotation of a GenBank genome assembly.
AUGUCAAGUAUUAAAGCAACUCUUUUUUUGGUAGUAAUAAUAUUUAUUUUCGGUAUAAAACCAUCCAAUGCAACAGUGUCAUGUACAACUUGUUCAAAUUCAAUGCGUAUUAAUAUAACGACUGAUAAAGAUCUAGAUACUACCGGAUGUAAAUUGGAAGAAGACGAACUGUGUUCACUUGUAUUACGUAUUGAUUAUACAAAUAGUAAUAGUAGUUUUGCUAUUUUCAGUGGUUCUGAAGAAGCAGCACUAAUUUUGACUAAUGGGGAACCUCAAUUAAGUGAGGUAACAUUCAUUUGGUUUAAUGAAUUACGUGUUCAACGUAUGGCGAAUAUUUUAUGUUUUGCUGGAGCAAGUUGUGGUGUAGAUCUUCUCAAAAAAAUAUACAGAGAUGAAUUUCGUUUAUUUGACUAUAAAACAAUUCAAAAUGCAUUGGCUACUAAAUUAUAUUCAUCAUCAACUCCUGUUUCAAGUUUGACAUGUGCAGAUCCAUCUGGUUCAUCUGUAUCAUGUGCAGAUGGAUUUUGUCGGUCGAUUUUUGAUGGAAAUUCAAAAGUACAAUAUUCAAAUUGUGUUGCAAAAGGAUUAGUUUCUAAUCCAUAUGGUAUAACAAUACAAAAAUCAACCAUGGCUGAUUUAGGUGGAGAGCAAAUUUCUAUUAUAUUUACUUGUAAUAAACCAAUGUGUAACUCGAAUGACAAUAUAAAUCAAGUUCUUCAACAAUUAGCUGCAGACAAUAUUAUUCCAAAACCUACGAUAACAACAACACCAAGUGAAGGAAUCAAAAUAUUUCAACAUGAAAAAAUAUUAUUAGUUUCUUUUUUAUUUUUAUUUUCAAAAUUCUAA